AUGAAUUAGCAAAGUUUUGUAUAAGUUACUUAGGAAUAUGAUUAAGUAAAUAAAAGAGUCAAUUCAUUGAAAUUUUAAUUAAGAGAUAUCGAUUAAAAGAAUUUUCUAUUGUAGACAAAAUUAAAGGAUCUAAGAUAGAUAUCUCCUAAAAUAUAAAAAUCUCCGAUUACUUAAUUAUAAGAAUAAUUGAGAUUAGAUAGGAAAUAGAUAAUUGAAUAAUUUAAACCGAUUGUAGAAAAAGAAGGAAUUUAUUUAAGAAAUGAAAGACUUAAAACAGAAUCCUAAUUGCAAUAAUCAAAAAUAUGGGAUAUUUAACAGAAAAAAAUGAAAGUAAAAAUGAUUGAUGAAUUUGAUUCAGAAGUAACCAAAAGAAGAGCAGAAUAUUAAGAAAAAAAAAUAUAAGAAGUUAGGUAAAAAUAAUUAUAAGAAAUGCAAAUGAAUCGAUUAAUUGUAAAUAAAAAGCUUUUGGAAAUAACUAAACUAAAAAAACAAGAGAAAGAAUUGAUAGAAGAAAUAUAAAGGUAAAUAUAUAUUUAUUACUUUAGUGCUAAAACCAAAGAAUAAUAAUUAUGCAAUAAAUUCUGUAAUGUUUUGGCUUCAAAUGAUAAUAGCGUCAUUCUACCAUCAAUCUAAAAAUCAAAUAGUAGAAUGAGUUAAAAUUCAAAUUCAAAAUAUUAAAAUAAAGGUUGUUCUCCUUUCUAGAAAUCUGAUAAGGUUUUUGAUAGAUUAUAAAGAAGUGAAACAAGAAAUGAUAAUUCAAUUAUAGAAUUUGAAGAAAAUAGAAGAUUAUAAUUAGAAACAAGAAAAAAGUCACAAUCAAUUGAUUAACUAAAUAUUGGUUGUUAAACUAGUUUUCUAAAUAAAGAUCAAAAUUUUGAAAGCGUUUAAUAUUCUUAGAAUAAUGAUUCUUAUUUAAAUAGAUAAAAAGAUAAAACUUUGGAAAAAUCUCAAGCAAAUUAAACAUCAGAGGAAAGAAAGGAUUAAAAGGAGAAAAAUAAAUUAACAAGUAAUAAAAAGUAAUGA
Molecule: messenger RNA, 1023 nt
Organism: Paramecium pentaurelia
Lineage: Eukaryota; Ciliophora; Oligohymenophorea; Peniculida; Parameciidae
Source: the annotation of a GenBank genome assembly